Salvelinus fontinalis (brook trout) is the source of this 9627-nucleotide messenger RNA. Its product is annotated as arf-GAP with GTPase, ANK repeat and PH domain-containing protein 3-like. NCBI's taxonomy places the organism in Eukaryota, Metazoa, Chordata, Actinopteri, Salmoniformes, Salmonidae. Gene Ontology annotation, molecular function: GTP binding; GTPase activity; protein binding. The transcript has 18 exons. Gene Ontology annotation, cellular component: nucleus. The record is from RefSeq and is a predicted model, not a curated record. Bases 1408 to 5595 code for a protein of 1395 amino acids.
UUUUGUAUGAAAACAAAGUCUUUCAGUAAUUAACAAAACUGUAAAAAUAAAAUGCCACCUGCCAUAAAAUGUAUCUACGUUUAGUGCUGUUAGGUUAGGUGACUGCGAUUAAUCUUACUUUCACACAAUUAGGCUACUCUGCCUUGAGCUUUCCUAGUUUCUUUUUUUUACAGUGAGAGCUACAGAAUUUUUUCUCCCAAUCUUGCCCUUUAAAGCUAUCCGACCCAACUGUGUGCAACCCAUGUGGUCUGCCUUUGGCAGACCCUAGGAUUAGCAGUGCUUUAAGUAGCGUCUAAAACCUGGCUAUUUGGAAGUUGUGUGCCAGGAAUGCACUGGUACUUCCACUCCCUGUUUCUCCUUCUCUUGUGAGCCAUGGGAAAAUCUCUGCCUUUUUUGUGUCCCCUCUCCCCGUUUGUUUGGUUGUAGAUAACUAGAUGGAAAGGGAGACUGGGAGAGAGAGAGAGAGCAAAAGGGAGAUGGGGGAAGGUAGAGAGAGGCAGAGAGGGAAAGACUGAGAGGAAAGGAGGCCGAGUGAGGCCCUGGAGACACACAGUUCUCUUUCAUAGCAGUUUGUUUUGGGGAUCCUGCCUUUGUUGACUGCAGCAGCAGCAGUGGAUGCUCAGCUCCCUCUUCCCUGGAUCCUAUUCUUACUGUUCACCGUCGUCCAUUUUACUCUGUGGGGGCUGAAAUGCCUCUAGAGAUCCCGAAGGAAACUCUGCUCAGGGAGUUAGUGUGCUUUAAUGCCGAGCGACAACCCCGUUUGGAUCUGGUCCUUGUUUUCCAACUGUCCCGAGGGGUAGGGAGGCUGCUGGAAAGUUCAAACAGACAUACUGCCUCAAGCUAUGUACGGCAGGCAAGGGCUCAGAGAUGAACAGUUUUGUCUGCACCGGUCGGCAGAAAAAGGAAUGCUCAUAACUCACAACUCGCCAAGAAGGAGAGGAUGUCUCAGUUUUUCAAAUUUUGCUCAAGGCCUCGCAUGUAUGACCAACAUGCAUUUGGUUGUUCCAAAGCAAACACUGGAACGGUUGUUUUAGCUGCUGCUCACCCUCACGGCGGACAGGUAGAAGUAGAACAAAGUAGAAAUGAGGAGAGAGUGCAGCCAGCGACCCACCGUCCUGCAGCCUGUUGCAGUGCUGCUGUUGAAUGCUGAGUAUAAGUCUCUAGGGUUAUGCAGGUGGCACAGAAGCUUUGCUCAGGCUUGUUUGACUUAUUAUUUUUUUUCUUCAUGUCAAAGGUUAAGGAUUAUGGCUGGGGUAGGAAUGCAGCCUGGAAGUGAGGGACUCGGAGAGCAACCGUAAACACCGCCACACUGUGGAGAGAAGUGUGAGUGUGUGUGCACAUGCGUGUGUGUUUCAAUCGGGCUAGAUUGUGCAUGCCUGUGUGUGUGAGGGAGUGCAGGGCCGUGCCAUGCUACUACUGAGCAGUCAGGCAACGGAGCGGACUAUCCCCGGGGCCACAAGUAAAGCUGUAACAGCCCACCAGUCAGGAGGAGGUAAGACCACGGUGGACCACAUUUCUGUCAUCCUGAAUGGAACUCUGGGCCGUGAGGAGGUGGGUUCGAGGUCGGUGGCGGGCCAGGCCGCCCGAUAUGCCGCACUGGAGCAAAGUCAUCCUGCAGCCGGGAGCACUGGGGCACGACAGCAGGCGCUGCAGGGGGAGGAGGGACGCUUCAGCCUGGGCAGGACACGGCAGGAUCUUGGCAGGUGGCCCUCCCUGAGCCACAUAAGCAGAGUGGAGAGGAGGAGGGAGGAUGCAGUGCAGGAGGAGGAGGAGGAGGAGGUAGAGAAGGAGGACGGGGGAGAACUGACAACGGACCGGUUUCUCCAACUGCAACAGCCCUACAAUAACUCAGCAGCAGCCCAACCUCCUCAGUCAGACUGGGAGACUACAGCGGUAGGAGUAGAGGUAGAUACAGCCACAGCAGCUCCAGAGCAACAGAAGACCCAGGUAGAGACCCAGGGGCAGGACAUUUCUCCCCAGUACGAAGGGUCUCUCCCUGGGCAUAAUGGUGGUGUUCUGGCUGGUGGUGGCCGUCUACCCCUGGCUGUGCUCCGCAGGAAGCCAUCCCAGGACAGUGCUGCGCCAGACAGCAGGAGAGUGGUGAGCAUGUAUGGAGCCCCAGCCUGGCAGCAACAAGGCUCGCUAAGUGACCAGGACAGAACAGACAAACCCAGGAGGCCCAGGAGUGUGUGCAUGCUGGGAGGCCCCAACCUCAAAACUGCCCUGUUGCAGCUUGGGUCCCACAGGUCCCACUCCGAGCAGAGCUCCAGAAGGGUGGCUACAGGAUUUCUGGACGGUCCCCCCCAGCAGUGCUGGACCAGGAGGGCAGAGCUGCGGGCGGUGGACGGCCUCAAGCCGGGGGUGCUUCCUCAGCGGACAGUGGCUGAGGAGAAGGUGGUCCCCAGGGUCCGGCAGCAGACCUGGAAACAGAGACCAGUCAGUAUGACAAUGUUGGAGCUGAGGAAGAAGGCCUCUGGGUCUCAGGACGAGCUGGAUAGCCAUAGGGGAAGCCAGGGGGGAGGUCUGUUCGGUCGCUGGAGGCUCUUUGGCCGACCAGCCCAGGACAAGGAGAAGGAUAAGGAGGGAGCCCGAUCCCCAGGUUCCAAGCCCCCCAGCAAGCUGGAUGUCCCCAAGAAGACCCUGAGCUCCCUACGCAGGAGUCUCAGUUUGCGGAUCAGGAGGAACCGGCCGCGGGGGAGAGUGGAAAUAUCCGAAGUGACAGCAGAGGAACGCUCACGCACUAAAAGUAUCGGGCAUGAGACAUCUCUCCCCUCGCGGCCCUUCUCCUACCUCACCGGGAGGUCCCUACCACCCCCUUACGAGAGGGACAAUGAUGGAGGGAUGCAGAACAUUCAGUACCACAGCCAGGGCAAGGUCAAGGUGAUGGAGGUGCCCUUCUACCCAGCCAGACUGUCCUCCUCCACUAAACCAGCCCAUGAGGAGCCCAGCGUGUGGCAGCUCAUAGCCAGCCGCUUUAGGAGGAAGGAGCAGCAACAACCGCCCAACGGUAAAUGUAAACUCCAGCCCCAACCCCCGAGCAAAGAGACUCAGACUGGCAAAUAUCCCCUGGCUGGGAAUAAAAAGCCUCAGUUAGUUUCCAUAGAGACUCUGGCAGGCGUCGACUGCAGCAAAGGUCAAGACUCUUUCGUCAACAGCCAAGAAUGGACAUUGAGUCGAUCAGUGCCAGAGCUCAAAGUGGGUAUUGUGGGUAAUCUGUCGAGCGGGAAAUCGGCCCUUGUCCACCGGUACCUGACAGGCACGUACGUGCAGGAGGAAUCCCCUGAAGGUGGUCGGUUCAAGAAGGAGAUGGUGGUUGAUGGACAGAGCUACCUGCUGCUGAUCAGAGACGAGGGAGGCCCCCCGGAGCUGCAGUUUGCAGCGUGGGUAGACGCUGUGGUGUUUGUCUUCAGUCUGGAGGAUGAGAUCAGUUUCCAGACAGUCUACAACUACUUCCUGCGUCUGUCCAGCUACAGGAACACAGCAGAGGUCCCCAUGGUCCUGGUCGGGACGCAAGAUGCCAUCAGUGCUGCCAACCCCAGAGUGAUCGAUGACUCGCGGGCCAGGAAGCUGUCCAACGACCUGAAGCGUUCCACCUACUACGAGACCUGCUCCACCUACGGCCUCAAUGUGGAGAGAGUCUUCCAAGAUGUUGCCCAGAAGGUGGUGGCUCUGAGGAAAAAGCAGCAGCUGUCUAUUGGUCCGUGCAAGUCCCUUCCCAACUCGCCUAGCCACUCAUCAGUCCCCAACGCAUCCCUCCCCUCUGUGCAUAUUAACCAGGCGGCGAAUGGUGGGGUUGCGUUCAGCGACUACUCCUCCUCGGUGCCUUCCACUCCCAGCAUCAGCCAGAGGGAGAUGCGCAUCGAGACCAUCGCCGCCUCCAACACGCCCACACCCAUCCGCAAGCAGUCCAAGCGCCGCUCCAACAUCUUCACAUCACGGAAAGCCAACAGUGAACAGGCAAAGACCACUGACAGUAAAACAGAUAGCAUAGGCAGUGGAAGGGCCAUACCCAUCAAACAGGGCAUCCUUCUGAAGAGAAGUGGGAAGUCCCUGAACAAGGAGUGGAAGAAGAAAUACGUCACACUUUGUGACAACGGCCUCCUCACCUACCACCCAAGUUUACAUGACUACAUGCAGAACGUGCACGGGAAAGAGAUUGACCUGUUGAGGACCACGGUCAAGGUGCCAGGGAAACGACCACCCAGAGCGGUCACCACUAUCGCCCCCACCGCCAGUCCCAAGACAAACGGGCUGACCAAGGACCGCAGCACCAUGCAGCUGGGCGUAGGCACCACAGGUGCGCCCCAUUCUAACAGCAAUACAUCCCUCCAGUCAGAGCGUUCGGUCAGCGGAGGAGGUCUGGUGGGCUUCGGUGGCAGUAAGGACAGCAUGCACCAACGCUCCUUCUCUGUUUCCAGUGCCGACCAAUGGAACGAGGCCGUCAUCAACACCAGUGCAAGCACCGGGGCCGCCAACGGGAUGGGCGAGCCCCUAACCUGCAGCUCUGGAGUGGGCAGUGCUACCAGUCCCAAGCUGGAGCCUCCCCCCUCACCUCACGCCAACCGCAAGAAACACAGACGGAAAAAGAGCACGGGCAUCACCAAGCCAGACGGGCCGUCUGCAGGCAACGAAGAGUCGGAGGAGUCGUUUGAGUUCAUUAUCGUGUCUCUGACAGGCCAGAUGUGGCAUUUCGAGGCGUCUACGUUUGAGGAGAGGGAGCUGUGGGUCACAGCCAUCGAGAGCCAGAUCUUUGCCAGCCUGCAGUCCUGCGAGAGCAUGAAGAAUAAGUCCCGGUUAGGCAGCCAAAGUGAUGCAGCGUCCAUUCAGUCCAUAAGGAACGUGAGAGGGAACAGCAUCUGUGUGGACUGUGAUGCAGCCAACCCGGAUUGGGCCAGUCUUAACCUGGGGGCUCUGAUCUGUAUCGAGUGUUCAGGGAUCCACAGGAACCUGGGGACCCACCUGUCAAGGGUCCGCUCCCUGGACCUGGAUGACUGGCCCGUGGGGCUCAGCAUGGUGAUGAUGGCCAUAGGCAACGCUAUGGCCAACAGUGUCUGGGAGGGGGCCCUGGAGGGGUACACGAAGGUGGGCGCUGACAGCACCAGGGAGGAAAGGGAGCGGUGGAUCCGGGCUAAGUAUGAGCAGAAGCUGUUCCUGGUGGGUCUCCCCCAGUCGGAUGUGCCCCUGGGGCAGCAGCUGCUCCGGGCCGUGGUGGAGGACGACCUGAGGCUGGUGGUGCUGCUGCUGGCCCACGGCACCAAGGAGGAGGUCAACGAGACGUACGGAGACGGGGACGGACGCACCGCCCUGCAUCUGUCCUGCGCCAUGGCCAACGUGGUCAUCACCCAGCUCCUCAUCUGGUACGGUGUGGACGUGAAAAGUCGGGACGCGCGCGGCCAGACGCCGCUGUCCUGCGCCCGGCGGGCAGGAAGCCAGGAGUGUUCUGACAUCCUGCUCCAGCACGGCUGUCCCAAUGACCCGGUCAGCAGCCUCACCACCCCCAACAUGAGCCGCAGAAACCCCAAUGUUAACCCCAACCCUAACGUCAACAACAACAAUGCCCUCAGUGAGCUCAACCGCAGUGUCAGUAUAAUGUAGGACCAGGAGUGGAUCAUCCCAGAGCAGACCGGAGUAGACUUGACUCACCGAUCACCAAGGCCGUGAACAUAAACACACUGUGUCCCCAUAGAAGACCCAGUGACCGUACUACUCUCCCAGUCCCCAUUCUCCUCCUAUUCCACUUCAUACUGUGUAACCUAAACUGAAUGACUGACAGUGGAGGCUUUUUUGGGCGCAACGGACAGGAUAGAGAUAUUCCAAGAUGCUGAGAGAAGCAGGCUUACCUGGUGGAUAUUGUAUAUUGUACUUGUUUGGUUGUUGUUUUCUCAUAUCAUUGGCACAGCGGUACUGUCUGUGAGUAACAAUCAUGAUCAGUUUAAAGCUUUUUAUUGUUAUUAAGCAUCAACCAAAUGAAUGGCUCACCCCUCCCCUCUCUAGUAAAACAGUUAAUUUCUAUGCUUGAACAUUUUCUUUCCUGUCGUCCUCUGUUGGAGCCAAACUGUGUUUAUAUUGUGCUGUUUGAUGAAAUGACAAACUCCCUCCCAUAAUGCUUUUAUCCCUAUAUAGAGAAAGAUAAACACCUUCAUAACCUUUUGCUUUUAGAUACUCCAAAGGAACUUCCAUGUUGGACGCACAGCGUUUACUGAGUGGUAUCAUCCAUAGUCAUACAGGAAAGAAACUAUUCCUAUAGAUAGUGUAAUAGGGUUUACAACAAGUCCUCCAUAGCCCACCAAUUUCAGAAUUCAGAAGGUUCUAAAUUAACCAGUUAGUAUUGGUACUAUGAAGCCAUCAAACUCUUGACAUGCCAUUCAUGUAAAAAAGCAACGCAUGUCUAGGUGGAAGGUCAAAAAUGAUUGAAAUACUUUACUUACGGGCAAAAGGUUUAAAUCAUAAUUUGACAUUUCAGAGAUGAUUACACAAUGGGAGAAUUUUGGGAGAUAGUUAAGUGAGUCAUUUGUUCUUCCACCCUGAUCACGUCCCGCUUGCAAAUCAUCCAUGAUUAUAAGGGAAUUGAGGGUCUGUUUUAUGAGCAUCAUGUCGAUUGGUUUUUGUAAAAAUGCCUCUUCAAUCAGAAAUCAUUCAGAGGAAUGAUUGAAGGAAGGAAAUUGUAUCAUUAAGAGAUCUUUGUUGGAGUAAUUUUUGGAUGGAUUUGAAGAGUGUUGAUAACUAUUUGACACAGAUCACAUAACCUGGCCCCUGCAGGCAUAAUGGAAUGUCUGUUCACCUCUUGUAGCCGAAGGCCCUGUAUAUUGGUACUCAUGAUUAUAUGUCUUUUGUUGAUGUGAACUAUGUGGUGCGUGUGUGGGUGUGUGCGGUGCACGUGUGUGUGAAUGAAGGAGAGACAGGAAGUGACUGGGUAAAUCUGUGUACGGACACCAUUGGGAGAAAAGGCCAGCAUUUAUAGUUGCUUGACUAAAAGGUUUUUGGAGCAAAAAAAGGUGUUUUCAAGUACAGACCACUGUAACAAGCAGGGGUUGGAACCGAAAACAGGAAAAUAACAUUUUUGUGAAACAGAAGCGAGGAAAUUAUCUGUUAUUAGACCUGUUAUUUUAAAAGCAUGGGAACCGGUUAAUAAUGUUAUUUUAUGUUUCGGGGGAUUUUUUUCCAGGCACACAAAGAAACGCAACAAAGAGCCUAUGCAAAGCCCUCACUCUGUCACUCAGAAACGUAUUCCAGUGCCUGCAAGCUGGAAAUCUUUGCCUGUGCGUGUUUAGGCUACCCCCCCCCCCCCCCCUACCCCCCGAAGCAUAGGCUACUGUACUGACAUUACAAGUGUGAUUCAGAAGACGGGGAGAGAUUUUUUAUUGGCUAGAGAAGAAUGGAUUCACUAUUUUCAAUGCUAGUUAAGGAUACUAUAGUUAUCACGUUUCACAUUGGAUUUAUUAACUACGAAAAGGAAGACGUUUUGAUUAUGGUGCCGCUCUGCACAAACAAGCUGGUUAAAUAGCUCUGGUCCAGCAUUAAGCCAGCCCUCGGAACUCUCAGAGUGGACCGGACUCACCAAUCACCAAGGCCCAGCGCUUGCAUAGAAACCGCUCCUCUGUAGGUAGGGUAUAAUUCGGUGGGAUUAAUUUGGAUAAUGCAUGUCAUAACAAGCCAAGCCUCCUCCUCCACCCUCUCGCUCUCCCCACCCAGGGGAAUCACAUCUCGCCCCCUACACUUGUCUGUCCAUCACACAUGUUAACAACUAGUUUGCCCGCUCCAUAGCAAGCUGCUCUAUCUGCACUGAUUGGUGAAGUCAUUUAUUGAACUAAAUGUAAAAAACUGUUCAUUCCACAGGCCAAAAAGGAAUGAUAGAAAAUGGAAUGGUUCAGUACUUUAUUUUGCUGGUCGGAACAGUGGAACGGAAUAAAAUAAAGUGGUGGUUCUGUUCAGAACGAAACGAUUGGAAAGUACGAUUGGUUGGUUGGUUCCAACCCCUAGUAAACAGUAGCUCGUCCUCCAAUAAGACUUAUCCUGAAGUGGUGUGGAUUAACGUUGACUACUGGAGUCAUUUUGAAGCUUUCCCUCUCAAUUCCUCUACAACCAAUGUGACUUUAACGAACCAUCCAACCCCUCACCCUUACUCAAGGGACCAAAACAGGUACAUUCAAGUGUCAAACCAUGGAGAUAGAGACUAAAAGGGUCAAGAUGGGAUGGAGAGAAAAGCCAAGAUAACUUGACAGUUUUUAUGGUAAUUCUUCAUGAUAAUAUCAUAUGUGUAUAUAUAUAGACGAGACAAAACAAGAUGGAGGAGGGACUUUCACAACAGGAACAUUCAAGUGGUAUUGGCAUAAAGUAUAUAGAGACGUUUCAUUUUCCUCGCUCUUCUGCCGUUUUAAGGUUUGAAAUUAAACCCCAGUUUUCUGGUCUUUAAAUGUACUAUGGCAGUGUUUAUGUUUACAGGGCAAAGGCUCUUCAUAUUAACGCUGUUACAUUAUCUACAUGGUUUUGUUAUUUCCCAGCAAGCUAAACUGGUUGGAAUUAAUGUCAGUACAACCUGGUUACAACCAUAUUAUAACCUGGUUGUAAACUGGUUGUAAUGAGGACAUUUAAACCAGCUUUGCCCCCCUCCCCCCCUGUGUUCCCUCAGUAUUUGUAGUUUAUUGAAACCCACAAGAUAAAAGAUGUGGUCAAUCAGGAAUAGUGUCAAAUACAGUAUUCACUUUCAUCGAUGUUGUCCUGAAUUGGCCCUCGGAUUCAACCAAAUGACAUUUAGACUGAUGGUCAACAGAGCUUGUAGACAGCCUUACGUUAUAACUACAUUGACGAGUUGGCCUUUUCCUUUGGUGUACAGUAGGUGUACACACCACCAUGGCACCAACGUAUUUCAAUGAAUUCUCAAGUACAUUUCAAAGUAUGUCUGAUAUACGGUAGUAGAUUAUUUCCUAUAGAGGAGUUUGACUUAUAUACUUACCUGAUGCCAUAGGACCAUAUUCACCCUUGUAAUAUUUCCCUUCCCCACUACUCUUAACGCUGCCUGACUAUAACCAUUAUUCUAAGCAAAAUGUUUCCCCCCAAAGACGGCUGUUCUGAUAUGGCACCCUAUUGCCUAAAUAGUGCACUACUUUUGACCAGAGUUCAAUGCGAUACCUGGUCAAAAGUAGUCCACUAUAAACGGAGUAGGUUACUAUUUCGGACGUACCCAGGAUGUAGAUAUGGGUCCAAGAUUCUCUAUGACCAGACAAGCUCCCAGUCAAACAAUUGAAAAUAUUUUUGUUUUUUACAGUCAGUCUUCCUUGACUUGUAAACCCUAUUUUGAUAUCUUUUAAAUUUUUUCAUCAUUGUUCUUAAGCAUAUUUUUAGGUACUUUGGUUAGGUCUCAAUGUAGCUACAUUAUCUGACCAUUUGAGGUACUUUGUGUAUAAUGAUGUACAUUUGACAUAUUUAUAAUGCAGUAUGUAAAUAUUGUUUGUUUUUGUUUAAUUUUCCUGUUGUAUUUUUUUCUCUCUUUACGUUCGGAACGUGAGACAAAGCAUAAAGCUAAAGAGUUAGCUGCUGUGUGCUUGGAUGCUUGGCUGACUGUUGACCUAUUCAUCAAACACUCCAAUAAAACUAUGUAGCCUUUCCUGGAUUUGGGAAAUAACAAAA